This is a messenger RNA of Babjeviella inositovora NRRL Y-12698, 1784 nucleotides long. RefSeq names its product PQ-loop repeat-containing protein. Bases 240 to 1745 code for a protein of 501 amino acids. The transcript has a single exon. NCBI's taxonomy places the organism in Eukaryota, Fungi, Ascomycota, Pichiomycetes, Serinales. The record is from RefSeq and is a predicted model, not a curated record.
GACAUUUUGAUGUGAUCAUCUCUAUCUCUGCCUCUAUCAGUAUUUUUCCCCGCUCAGUAUUUUUCCGCCACUGAGGCGUCUUUAUUUUUCCGCUUCCUUCACUACUCAGAAGAGUCCCCUAAACGAUAUCGUAUUGAAUCUCGCACCAAGAUAACUCCCCUACAACUUGCACUAUUGCACGGCCGUACUAAUUACACUCAGCUAUCCAGGCAUUCUCCCCAUCGUAUAUCCUUUCAGUCAUGAAAGAGCUUGCAUUAUUGUCGCAUCGUCAUGAUUUGUCACUCUUAACAAGCCUAUCUUUUGCAUCGGGGUAUCUAUCCAUCGUCUUUUGGCUCUUCGCACAGCUUCCCCAGGUUAUUGAAAACCAUCGAAGGAACUCGGUGGAGGGCAUAUCCAUUUCCUUCCUUGGGUGUUGGGUCUUGGGAGAUCUCACCAACUUGAUUGGGUGCGUACUUACAGAUGCUUUGCCCUUCCAAAUCAUGUUAGCACUCUACUACUGUUGUAUCGACGUUAUCCUUAUUUCCCAGUUUUAUUAUUACACCAAAGUUCAUAAGCCAAGUCACCAUCCGCACGGCCAGAGAGGCAAGAUGCGAGGACACCAGAGGUUGCAGGAUUUAUCCCCGCCGUUUAUGGGCGAAGAAACCUCUGAGACCCUACCGCCUGCUAUGGCUGAGAGAUUACCGUUGAAGAACGGAAUCCCCUUUGUCAAGUAUGACGCAGAGCGGACCGAGCCUAAACGCAUUCAGAUCCCAACGAAAAACAUCCAACUGAGAAGAAAUCUUGUACCUGGAACCGCCAGCUCUUCGGUCUCGAACCUUGCAACCGCCUCAUUUAUCGGCAGUUUUGCCAAGGUGCACGCCAUGCCGCUCUCCCUUGCCGAAGACAAGCCGCUUAGCUUGUACCAGAAAAUUUCCUCCCUUCUGAUGCUCGUCAUGAUCUCCUCCUUCCUUACCAAGGAGAGAAUAGGAAUGGUGUCUGCGUGGAGUUGCACAGCCUUGUAUCUCUGCUCUCGGGCACCCCAGUUAUACGCCAAUCACAAACGGCGUACCACCAGCGGCUUGUCUAUCUACUUGUUCAUUGCUGCAUUACUAGGAAACAUCACGUACACUGUUUCCUUAUUGACAUCCCCCAAUGCCCAGGGUAAAUACGGAAAUGACUUUUUAUACCUGGAAUUGCCCUACUUGCUCGGAAGCUGCGGCACCGUGGGGUUUGACCUUUUCUUAUUGGGGCAGUGGUACAUAUUCGAUGUUCGUGGAAAGAUGCCGUACGUGCAACAAAGCCAGUGGCACGAUUUCCUGACCGUGAGAGCUCUGUUUAACGAACUGAUCUUUGACCAAAAGGUUUCAACUCUGGUGAAUGUUAAAACUGGGCAUACUUUGUCCGUGGGCUCUCCGUCACCCCUCCCCGCUACUCAGCCUAUUAUUCCCAACACCCAGAGGCACCGAGAAUACUCUUCUUCAAACAACAAUAUCAUUCCCAUUCUCAUCAAACAGAGCCACGUUACCCAAGCCAAGAUUGCUAGUAACACACCCAUUACAUGCAUGGAUUUGUUGGAUAUGACGUCGUCAUACGGGGAUAGACCGGUAGGUUCUGUGAGCAGUCCCUCGACGCAAUUCAAUAGCGUGCAGCCCAGCUUUAGGACAUUUGGUAUUCGGGAGGGUGUGCCCCCAUCCUUAACGCCAAAUAAAGUAACUAGGUUCGGGUAUGGUAGCACGACGGACGAUAUCCAUAUGUUCGACAACUAAGCUCGUUCCAUCAAAAUUAGAUCAUAUAACAAAACUUUU